Molecule: messenger RNA, 1203 nt
Organism: Cavenderia fasciculata
Lineage: Eukaryota; Evosea; Eumycetozoa; Acytosteliales; Cavenderiaceae
Exons: 5
Coding region: 1-1203 (400 amino acids)
Biological process (GO): regulation of transcription by RNA polymerase II
Cellular component (GO): mediator complex
Molecular function (GO): transcription coactivator activity
Source: RefSeq, a predicted model, not a curated record
AUGUAUUCAUCUAACAACAGUCGUUACAACUCUCGAUAUUAUGAUGAUGAUUAUAAUGAUGAUGACGAUCAAGACUAUGGAAGAAUAGAUGCAGAUCAAUACAAAAUGAUGAAAUCUCUUGCUGGAAGUACUUUUAGUUUAGAGUUUAACUUGGUUUCAAGAAGUAUUUUAAACUACUUGAAAGAACAAAAACAACAACAACAACCAUCUCAAAGAAUAAACAACCUCAGGUGCACAGUUACUAGAAUCAUGAAUAAUGAUAAAAGGAUAACAGAUGAUGAAUUUCCUCCAAUGUAUAUACCUCCUCCUCCUCCUCCUACUACUUCAUCAUCAUCAUCAUCAUUAUCUCCUUCAUCCUCAACAAACAAUGACAAUAAUAAUGAAGAUGAUGACCUUGACAAUGGUCAAUUAAUAGAACAAGAACAAGAAGAAGAAUCAUUUCUAAAAGGUGUAAUGAAUGUAUUUAUAACAUUUGGUCAUUGUUUUGGAUUGUUGUGUUGCUUUUGUUGUGAGGAACCAGAGACUGAACAAGAGAAACGAGAUCGAAGAAGAAGGAGAAGACGUGAAAAACGAAGAGCACAUAGACGUGAUAGUAGCAACACGACCGAUCAAAUCAUAGUUGGAUCUAAUAUUAGUGAUGGUGUUGGUGCACCCAAUAUUAGGUAUUCUAAACUUGGAGACCCUUUGAUACGAUUCAAGGUCGGUCUAAAUGGCAAGGACAUGUGGAUGGGUGCAAAAGGUGUUAAUUUCUAUCACACCUUUGGCAAGUAUGCAGUGUUGGUCGAUAGCUUUGAUAAUCGUGUCAUUGCAUUUACAAAGGAUGGGUUGCCUUGCGAGGAUCUAGAUCCUGACCACGUUUUUAUCAUCGAUGUAAAUAGAUUUGGUGAGACUGAAGAUAGAUGGAAACGUUUAAAAGAUUAUCAUCAACAACAACAACAACAACAACAAAUCAAUCAAUCAAACAAUCAAACCCAAAAUCAAUUUAAAUCAAUUGAAAUGGAUACUUUAUAUGAAAAUCAAUUAAUGAAUAAUAACAAUAAUAAUAACAAUCAAAAUACUAAUACUAAUAAUAAUAAUACUAACAAUAUAAAAAAUAAUAAUAAGAAUAAUAAUAAUUCAUCACCACCCAUGACAGGAGGUUAUUCACCAAAAUCAAAUAGAAAAGUGGAGUUGGAUUGGGAUACUUUGGAUAACUUUAGAUAG